Molecule: messenger RNA, 1197 nt
Organism: Sinocyclocheilus rhinocerous
Lineage: Eukaryota; Metazoa; Chordata; Actinopteri; Cypriniformes; Cyprinidae
Exons: 8
Coding region: 1-1197 (398 amino acids)
Source: RefSeq, a predicted model, not a curated record
AUGUUUUUGAUUCAUGUGAUGCUACUUUUACAACUAGGAUUCCAAGUGGCUGUUAAUUCAUUGCUCUUUACAGAUGCUGUGAGUGCUGGAAUCCAGCGUGAGAUUCAGAAUGCAAGACUCCAACAGCCAUUUACUUUAAACUGUACCUACAACUGUUCAAGUGGCUUCGCUCGUGGUUACUGGACAUGGGAAGACACUCCAGCAUGUAGCAAGUGCCAAUGGAAGCAUAAGAGAUCAAAUUUAGGCGACAUGUGCACUGUGAGCUUGUACAUACCUUAUAUAAUUAUGGAGCAAACGCGUUAUAACUAUUCUUGCCUUGCUGAAGAGAGUGACCGUCCGGGCCUUCCUCGUAAAACAGAGCUUCUGGUAACACUGCAAGUUCACGAUGAAUCUGAAGAACAAGUAACACCUCCUAAAGUACUAGCUGAUCCAUCUCUGAGAGUAAAGUUGUAUAGGGGUCAGGCGGAGUCAGAUGAAGUGCUUACAUCAUUAUCUACCAUCGAAGUGAUGGCAGGAAGCUCACUCAAACUUCACUGUGUUGCCCUUGAUAACAAAUACUGUGAGGUGCAGUGGGUCAGAGAAAACAGUACUCUCCCUUUGGACAAAAUAACUGACACCAUAGUACAGUGGAGUGAAAUCAAAGCAGAGGAUAGUGGACGAUACAGGUGCUACACCAAAGGGACCUGCACUGACCAGGCUAUCACUGUGGAAAUAGAGGUCAUCACAUCGGAUGGAUUCGCCUGGGCCAAGAUCUUUGCAGCUUUUGCAGUGUCUGCAGUAGUUAUCCUGAUGGCCCAUCUGGUGUAUUUGUGCUACAGAAAAGGAUGUAAGAUCAUGGAUUCUGCUAACAGAGUCCAUGAAAGGGUUACAUCCAGAAGUGCUGUGGUGAUAAGGCCAAUCGCUCAAGACAGUCAGAGCGACCAUGAAGUCCCUUAUGCUGACAUUGUGAUCUCCGUGAGAGGAUCCAGCAAUCCGGAUCUAUCUGACACCUUUAACCAGACUUCAAAAAACCAAAGACCGAGAUGGAGGGACGAGGCCAGAGCAGGGCUACUGCAUGCUUCAGCUGACAGACUGCACAUCCACUCUAAAGAGGUCACUAGGAAAUUAAGCAUAACGUCUGAAUAUGCUGUAAUUACCUACUCCUGUGAGGCUCUUAAGUUAGUUACUUCAAAAACUGUAUAUCUGAUUAAAAAAUAG